Toxorhynchites rutilus septentrionalis is the source of this 4872-nucleotide messenger RNA. RefSeq names its product mucin-2. Bases 974 to 4060 code for a protein of 1028 amino acids. Gene Ontology annotation, molecular function: chitin binding. Lineage: Eukaryota; Metazoa; Arthropoda; Insecta; Diptera; Culicidae. The record is from RefSeq and is a predicted model, not a curated record. The transcript is spliced from 5 exons. Gene Ontology annotation, cellular component: extracellular region.
UCGCAGUGGUAAUAACAGAAGCUAACAGAAGAGUCAGCGGAACAGAAGCCCUCCAGGAAUAGCGUCUAUGUUCUAGAUGGAAAUAACAACAAAUAACUUAAUCUGUGAUCAGAAACAAAUCCCAUGUUGGUGCUGAGGUGAAACAAUGGAUGUGUGAGACAAGUGCAAAACGACAAUUAGUCAUUCUUGUGAUUUUUGCACUUCUGCGCAAACAGUAACGAAACGUUGGACAACGCAACAACUAAACGAAAAAAACAUAAAAUAUACUGUCAAAUUCUCACACACGCCAUACCCUCCUCACAUGUUGGGGGUGUUGAGAAUUUGAAUGAAUGAAUGAAUGAAUGAGUAAAAAAGUGAGAAGAAUAAUUUUGAAUUGUGUUGUAAAGUUGAGCAGUUGUUGGCCAACGGAACGCAGUGCCUACGAGUGAAUUAAUGUGAUAAUUGUCAGAAACACAGCAAAGCGAGCUAAAUCGCUCAAGUGCCAGUUUCCGCGGCCCAAGCGCGCCAAAGUGAGGCCCAAGAUCUGCUGAUUGGCGCACGCGGUAACUGCUGCUGGUCGGCUCCUAUCUCGGCGCUUGCCCGUGGCCAGUUUGAACACGAACGGUGCUAAGAACGGUAGCCAUAAACGCAGUUACCUAUCGGAAACUCGACAGAAGUGGCCGCCGAGAAAGAGAGUCUGCGUUGGUGAAUUAUUAACAUCUUUUGAAUCUUAAUUUCGUAACGUUUUCCUACAGGAGUAUCGAUUAUUUGUGAAGUAUAGGAAGCAAGUGUAUAAGGUGAUAACUGAUAUUAGAGUGAAGCUGUGACAUAACCAAUUUAGUUAUUAAGGUGUUAGAUACAGAGAACGCUGACUUACGAAAAAGUGUGGUUCUAUUACACCUCUUGGAGAGGGCUCUGUCCCGUCCGGACCUGUGUGGAAUUCGUCCAAAAAGUGGAAUACUGAAAAGCAUAUAGUCAUCCCAGUGCAGUCACCAUGGAAUCGGCAGCAAAAAUAUUAAUUGUAUCAGCUCUCAUCAUCACAACCACACUCACCACAGGCAGCGAUGGCCAGUUUCUAUCCGGGCCACGAUACAGUCUGGAAAAUAUGCCUAAGACCAGCUUUUCAUGCCGAGACAAAAUCCUUGGCGGUUACUAUGCAGACCCAGAGACACAGUGUCAAAUGUUUCACGUUUGUGUAAAAGUUUCCGGAGUGGGUGUGCAAGACUUCAGAUUCCUUUGCCCCAAUGGCACGGCUUUCGAUCAGGAAGCGCAAAUCUGUGCCGAUUGGGGCGAUGUCGACUGUGAAGCGGCCACACUCUACUACGGUAGUGACAACUUCGAUCUCUACCGGCUGGGAUCCGGAUUCGAGAGUAAACGGGCACCUUUCGCCGAGGAGGAAGAAUCCACUUUCCAUCUGCAACGGGCCGAGACUAGUGACGCUAGGCGUAGCAAACAGUAUAUUGUAAACCAAAGCACUAAACCACAACAGACACCCUUUGCCAGUCCUAAUCAAAUACCCUCGGCACAGAAGCCAUACCACCAUCGGCAGCCUCCGGCUCCAUCAACGACAAGCACUACUACAACAUCCACCACGACACGUCAGCCCACAACAUCUUCCUACAGUACAACUGAGAACUAUUACAGUGCUCUACAGUACCAAAAACAUCUGCAGCACAAACAGCAGCAGCUGCUCUACAACCAACAGCAACAGCUUCAGCAGCAACAGUAUAGACAACUGACAGCUGCCGCUGCUACUGCAACGCCGGCCGACCGUAAACCUCAAUCGACGACAACACCGGCUAAUUUUGGAAGCAACAAGCAACAGCUGCGCAACGAUUACAAUAACGACGAAAUUUUCCGAGGAGCCCACAGCUCACAUUUCUUCAACAAUCGCAACAAUGGAAAGGAGGAUGCUGAGGAUGAAUACGUGAAGAAAUAUACCACUUCAACCGCAGCACCGACGACAGCUACCGGUCGACAACAACAGGCAGCCAACAGCACCGUAAGAUCGAGAGGCCGCAACCGCGGAAGAGGCAGCGUUCGAGCACACAAUCUGAACAUCGUACAAAAUGACAUCAAACCAACCACAGCACGAAACACAAAAUUACAGCCCACGACUCCAGAAGGCUUCGUGGAUGUCCCAAAAGCCCCGAGCAAUAGUAGACGAGUCAAUAGUUUCAAUCAACACCCCACGACCGUCCUGAAGCCUCAGAGCGAUAACAGGAUUAACUUUGGACACACACCAGCCUCUACCAAUGUUCCAGUUUCACGUGGACAACGACCGGCUCAAAAUUCGGGCACGAACAGAAACGGCAAUACUAUCCUCCAACAGCAGCAAAUCAACAGUCUUCCCACCAGAACAUCUCAAGCUCAAAACUUCCAGCAGUAUCAAACGACUACGUCUACAACCCAGCAACCGCGUUUCCAGCAAUAUCAAACGACUACCUCGACACCACAGCAGCCACGAUUCCAGCAGUCUCAGACAACUACCCUGACCCCGCAACACCCACGACUUCAGCAGUCCCAAACUACAACCCUUACUCCACAACAACCACGGUUCCAGCAGUCGCAGACAACUACCCUGGCACCACAACAACCACGAUUUCAGCAAUUCCAAACUACCACGACUACGUUGGCAACAACGAAGGAUUCACGAACUCCUGUUACUACUCCUGCUAGUCGUACAAUCAGCCAGUUCAAUGGCUUCAACAAUCAACAGCAAUUUGGACAGGGACACCAACAAAAUCCAACGACCACACCCCAAACACCAAGCAUUAAUUUUCAAUUUUUGAAUCGCAACCAAGGGAAUGAUGCCACAAGUAUCGUCAGCACCACUACUACCACGGUCGCUCCAACGUCUCAAUUCAACAACCGAGUUCAGCAAACAUCUCAGUUCCACAAUACAGCAUUCGAGAACAAAGCCACCGAGAGGUCACUGAACGAGAUAACCACAACUCCUCAAGAGCCGCAGCGCAUACGUGCUCAAUCGCGUGCCUUCAGUGUAGAUCCUAACCGUUACAACCAGUUCAAUUAUAAUGAGUAUCAGGGUAGUCGAGCCGGCACAACCACUACUACCAGUACCACCACUACAACGACCACUACUCCAACCACCGAGAAUGUACAACCGUCCACGUACAAUCCAUUUAUAUUCCGCACACAGCAAAUACCUCAACGUCAGUCGCCACAGUCGCAGAACAGAAAUCCCUUCGACCCUCGAAAAACUCCAGCCGAACCCAUUACUCCCAUCACUACAAGCACCCUGCGUACAUCGACCAACGAACGCUACCACACGAUUGCGCGAAUCGCUGGAGACAAUUACACGCCAUCCUCGAUCAAAAAGUUCUCCACUCUCGUACCAAAGGACCAAUACAACCCGACCACUUUCAAGCCCAACGCCCUUAGCAAAAAAGCUCUCCUGCAGUUCGUGAUUCAAAAUCCGGAAAAACCCCAGGAAAAGAUUGUCCCCGCUCCUGUGAAAAGCACAUUAUACAUUCCGACGAUCCCUCCGGUAACAAUCACCACAACCACCAUCAGCCCCACCACAACCACGGUAGCAACUCCAGCCGUACGAAAACAACCCACCACGAUCUUCUUCCAGCAACAACCGCAGCAGCGACCGAUCCAAACUACGACCACCCAGCUGCCGGAAGAAACCAUCGAAGAUGACGGCCAGUAUCACCCGGAACUGUACGAGAAGGACUUCUACCGAAAUCGCGUCAAGAGCAAGCCCAUCGAAGAACGUAAACUGACAACGGAUCCGCUGACCUCCACCCGCAACAACAACUUUUUCCCGCAAUCAACCCCGGUCUCGCAAUCGCUGCUCUCCGGAAGCGACGAGGAUGAGAUCUUCCGCACGGCGCACUCCCAGAACAUUGCCGCCAGUGGAAACGAUCUCAUACUGGAGCGGGCCCGCCAGGCAGCAGCGAAAAUCAACGAAUUCCUCUCGUCAUCCUCGGACGCCCACCAAAAAACCCUCUCAAGCACCCGCGACGUCCGACAAACGGGUCAACCCGAGACCAUUCUCGAAAGCUCCAACGAUUCCGCCGAAUGCGACCAGCACGAAGAGACCGUCCGAGGAUAAGGAUGAGUACGAUUACGCGUACUAUGACAGCGGCAGUCCAGACGUUCCGGAGUACGACAUCAUCGAAGACUUUGGACGAACUUCCAAGAAGAAGAACUAAACUUUAAACCAGGGUAGUGUGGAAUGAGUGAAUAAGUAAGAAAGGAAAACACGCGUCCUGCAGAGCGAGCGAAUUUUAGCGAUUGUAUAGGGUUUAAAUUAAUUUAAAUUAAUUCGUCGCGGAACGCGAUUUUCGAUGCGUUCAUCGCAUUCGAAGCUACGAAGAGUGAGAUGCAAUCGCGGGUUGCAAACUGCCAUUAUUGUGAUUAUCACUACUCUUCUAUCCGAUUUAUGUUCUAUUUUAUUGUUUUGUUUGUUGCCAGCGAUUUUACUUUUUUUAUGUAUUUUUCGGCGACUUCCCGUCCAUUUCCGCAACUCCUUCGGCGUGAAUCGAGGGAAGAAAUUACGACUACGAAUGAAGACGAGCGGCGGAGCGACUGGGACCAACAUUAACGAAGCCAGUAUUCUUUAAUGAUUUAGCAACCAACUCUCGCCUAAACUUUCAGCGAAAAUCAUCUGUCAUUGAUCAUCCCUUUUACUCUCUGAACAAUGUUAGAUUAGAAAUUGCUUUUCGUACGAAGCGGAAAACAUAAUAACAACGAACGUCUGUUGUGAAAACACAGAAAAUUUUCAGAAACGAUCGAAUCAUAAGACAUACCAUAAUUACUGUAUUUCCAUCGUUUUCUUCCAUUUUUAAUAGCGAGUGCAUAUAAUUGUAAAUAUGAUUAAUUGAAAGCGAACGGUACUAUGUAAGCGAAAAAUAAAGAAAAAGU